Messenger RNA from Cryptococcus wingfieldii CBS 7118, 966 nucleotides. RefSeq lists its product as hypothetical. Gene Ontology annotation, cellular component: endoplasmic reticulum membrane. The record is from RefSeq and is a predicted model, not a curated record. Gene Ontology annotation, biological process: sphingolipid biosynthetic process. Bases 1 to 966 code for a protein of 321 amino acids. Gene Ontology annotation, molecular function: 3-dehydrosphinganine reductase activity. Lineage: Eukaryota; Fungi; Basidiomycota; Tremellomycetes; Tremellales; Cryptococcaceae. The transcript has 6 exons.
AUGUUCUGGCGUACCAAGAACCCCUAUGCACCCGCCGGCAAACACUGCUAUGUCACCGGUGGUACCCAAGGUCUCGGGAAAGCCCUCGCCAUCAGUCUGGUCAAACAAGGAGCCCACGUCACUAUCGUAGCGAGGGAUGCAGACCGAGGGGAGGCGGCCGCGAAAGAACUACAAGCUCUUGGGAAAUCAACCCAGAUCAUACAGUUCAUCUCUGCCGACCUCUCCUCGGCAGAUGAAUCCGACCGAGCGUUGCGCGAUGCGCUGGUGCCGCAUCAAGGUCUUGCGCCGGAAUACACUUUUCUUUGUGCGGGUUUUGCGCAACCAAAGUAUUUUGUGGAAUAUACGAAAGAAGAGAUCCAAUCGACAAUGUCCGGCAACUACCUCACCUCAGCAUACACAGCCCACUCCCUCCUCUCCCUCCUCAUAACCCAGCACCGCCACGGCCGCUUAACAUUCGUAUCCUCCUUCGCCGGCCUCACCUCCUACGCGGGCUACUCUACCUACUCGCCCUCCAAAUUCGCCGUCCGAGGACUCGCGGACGCGCUCCGAUCAGAGAUGCAGUUGCAUGAUGGGAUACGGGUGCAUUUGUUUGUGCCGUGUGGGAUUUUGAGUGAGGGGUAUGAGAGGGAGAUUAAGACGACGCCGGGGAUUACGAGAAAGAUUGAGGAGGCGGAUACGCCGCUUGUGCCGGAAAAGUGUGCGGCGGCUUUGGAGCUUGGCCUGAAGAAGGGGCACUACCAAAUAACAGACAACGUCCUCACCGACAUCGUCCGUCUUCGUACAAACGGCGGUGUACCAUCCAACAAUUUCAUCUUUGAUCUCUUCUUCUUGUUCCUCUCCACUUUUGCAGUCCCGAUCUGGAGGAUGAUGUGCGAUUCGACAGUCCGCGCUGCGCGGAAGACUAUCCAUCAAGAAUACGCCCAGAGAGGGUUCUUUCAAGGAUCGGGUACGGGUUCUGCUGUCUAG